This is a messenger RNA of Notechis scutatus (mainland tiger snake), 2365 nucleotides long. The record is from RefSeq and is a predicted model, not a curated record. Lineage: Eukaryota; Metazoa; Chordata; Lepidosauria; Squamata; Elapidae.
GAAGUGAGCGGCGGCCUCAGCGGCAACCGGGGCCGCCUCACGCCGGAUCCGAGGCGGCGGAAAGGCCCGUCUCCUCCGGACUGGGGGGAGCGGGACGCAUACGAGGGCCCCUCGCAGGCCCAGCACGGGAGGACUACAAGCCCCAUCGGGCACCGCGGCAGCGCCAAGGGCCUACCUUCCAGGCCGAGACCCCCCAUCCAGCUGAGGCGGCGCCGGUCAUGGCCGGAGGGGCAGCGGACCGCGAGGAUUAGAAGAAUCCUUGUGGUCUUCCUGAUUUCGUCAUCCGUUCAUUUGGUCCCCGUGCUAAUCCUUUGCCAUGUUGAAGUUAAAGUGCUCGGAGUCGGUCAGAGUCGUCGUACGAUGCCGGCCAAUGAACAGCAAAGAGAAAGUGGCAUCCUAUGAACAAGUGGUGGAAGUGGACGUGAAAUUGGGUCAGGUCUCCGUGAAGAACCCAAAGGGAACAUCUCAUGAACUUCCAAAGACGUUCACCUUCGAUGCCGUUUAUGACUGGAGCUCCAAACAGUUUGAGCUUUACGACGAGACUUUCCGGCCGUUGGUGGACUCGGUUCUCCAAGGGUUCAACGGGACCAUUUUUGCUUACGGGCAAACCGGGACGGGGAAAACGUACACCAUGGAAGGCGUGCGUGGAGAUGCUGAGAAAAGAGGGGUCAUCCCCAACUCCUUUGACCACAUCUUCACCCACAUUUCCCGGUCUCAGAACCAGCAGUACCUGGUCAGGGCCUCCUACUUGGAGAUCUACCAAGAAGAAAUCAGAGACUUGCUCUCCAAGGACCAAUCCAAGAGGCUGGAGCUGAAGGAGAGGCCCGACACGGGGAUCUACGUCAAAGAUCUCUCGUCCUUCGUCACCAAGAGCGUGAAAGAAAUCGAACACGUCAUGAAUGUGGGGAACCAGAAUCGUUCGGUGGGCGCGACCAACAUGAAUGAGCACAGUUCCCGCUCCCAUGCCAUUUUCGUCAUCACCGUCGAAUGCAGUGAGGUUGGGCUCGAUGGGGAGAACCACAUACGGGUCGGGAAGUUGAACCUGGUGGACCUCGCGGGCAGCGAGCGCCAGUCCAAGACCGGAGCCCAGGGGGAGAGGUUGAAAGAAGCCACCAAGAUCAACCUCUCCCUCUCUGCCUUGGGCAACGUCAUCUCCGCGCUUGUGGACGGCAAAAGCACCCACAUUCCCUAUAGGGACUCCAAGCUGACCCGGCUUCUCCAGGAUUCCUUGGGGGGAAACGCGAAGACCGUGAUGGUCGCCAACAUUGGCCCCGCCUCCUACAACGUGGAGGAGACCUUGACUACGCUGAGAUACGCCAACCGUGCCAAGAACAUCAAGAACAAGCCAAGGGUCAACGAAGAUCCCAAAGACGCUCUCCUGCGGGAAUUCCAAGAAGAAAUUGCUCGCCUGAAGGCCCAGCUGGAGAAAAGAUCCAUCGUCAAGAGGAAGAAGAAGGAGAGGAGGAGAGAUGGCGGCAUCGGCGAGGAGGAGGAGGAAGAGGAGGAGGAAGAGGAUGGGGAAGAGGAUGGGGAAGAAGAGGAAGGGGCGGACAAAGAUGACUACUGGAAAGAGCAACAAGAGAAGCUGGAGAUCGAGAAGAAGGCCAUCCUGGAGGACCACAGCUUGGUGGCCGAGGACAAGAUGAGGCUGCUGAAGGAGAAGGAGAAGAAGAUGGAAGACCUGAAACGGGAGAAAGAAGCCGCUGAAAAGCUGGGAGCUAAAAUCAAGGCAAUGGAGAGCAAGCUCCUUGUCGGUGGGAAGAACAUCGUGGAUCACACCAAUGAGCAGCAGAAAAUCCUGGAACAGAAACGGCAGGAGAUCGCUGAGCAGAAACGACGGGAACGAGAAAUCCAACAGCAAAUGGAAAGUCGGGAUGAAGAAACCUUGGAGCUGAAGGAGACCUACAGCUCCUUACAGCAGGAAGUGGACAUCAAAACUAAGAAACUGAAAAAGCUGUUUUCUAAGCUGCAAGCUGUGAAGGCCGAAAUCCACGACCUGCAGGAGGAGCACAUCAAAGAGAGACAAGAACUGGAACAAACCCAGAACGAACUGACCCGGGAACUCAAGCUGAAGCACCUGAUCAUCGAGAACUUCAUUCCUCUGGAAGAGAAGAACAAGAUCAUGAAUAGAUCCUUCUUUGACGAGGAGGAGGACCAGUGGAAGCUUCACCCCAUCACCCGACUGGAGAACCAACAGAUGAUGAGAAGGCCAGUGUCCGCUGUGGGGUACAAGAGACCCCUCAGUCAGCAUGCGAGGAUGUCCAUGAUGGUCCGUCCAGAAGCUCGGUACAGGAAGCUUCAGGAGCAGGAAAACCUCAUCACCCAUACCAGAAGGUUGAACAGGAGGGACUCUCAGGAAUGUUGA